AUGUUUAAAAAAGGAUAUUUCCGUAAAUUAUCGGAUGAAGAAAAAUCUAUAAUGCGCGAACGGGCUUUACACGUAAGGAAGUGUGUGUACCAAAAUGAUGUUUUGAAGGAGUUGAGCGAUAUGAUGCGUGGUUAUUUUGAUGUGGAAACCCUUGGAACCAAAAUACCCGUGAAACCUAUAAAAUCCAAAGAAGAUGAGAGAGCAAUGGGCAUAUUGGAAACAAACACAAAGCAAGUAAAUGACCGAUAUGAAUGUUCGUUGUUGUGGAGAGAAGAUGUGAGACCGAUCCCUGACUCAUACAACAUGGCUUUGAAUCGUUUGUACUCUGUGGAACGUAAGAUGGCAAAAGACAAGAAUCCCCCAUUGCUGUAUGUGGUGACAUACAAGAGAUGUUUUACCAGAUCGCCAUUGCCAGGAAAGACCAAGAUAGCCAAAGAUUUCUGUGGAGAGAUGGCAAUCCUGAUCAGCCUGUGGACACUUAUGUUAUGGAAAGGCUUAUUUUUGGAGCCACCUGUUCACCAACCAUUGCCCAAUAUGUCAAGAAUAAAAAUGCGACAAAAUACAUCGAAAAGUCACCAAGAGCCGUCCAUGGUAUCAUCGAACGUCAUUAUGUGGAUGAUUAUGUCGAUUGUUUCGAAAUUGAAGAUGAAGCCCUUAAUGUUGUUCGCGAAGUGGUAAGGAUCCAUAAAUCCGGUGGUUUCCAUCUUCGCAACAUAAUAUCCAACAGUGAACGAGUGGCAAUACUAUGUGGUAAUAAUCCUGGCAAUGGCGAGAACAGUGGCAACUUUUUUUUUUGGUGACAGCAUAGAACGGGUACUCGGUAUUCAUUGGGCACCAAAGACAGAUGAUUUUUGUUUUCAUUUGCGUUUGGCCAAAGUGGACAAAAAUAUAUUAAAUUUUAUAAAGGUGCCAACAAAAAGGGAGAUGCUCGGCCUAAAUAUGUCCGUAUACGACUCAUACGGAUUCCUGUGCGACUUUAUGGUGACGUCAAAGGUGCUAAUGCAAAAGGUCUGGAAAUGUGGGGUAAGUUGGGACGAGCAAUUGCCGUCAGAAAUUUAUAGCCAGUGGAAGUACUGGUUGGAGCAGUUAUCGAGAUUGGUGGAAUUUAAGAUUCCAAGAUGUUACGCCGGUGGUUUUAGCAGCAGCAAUGUUGAUCUACAUGUCUUUGUGGAUGCAAGCGAAGAGGCUAUGGCAGUUGUGGCAUAUUGGAGAGUGGUAAGUGUCAGUGGUGUUAAAGUGAUGUUUGUAAUGGGCAAAACAAGCUGUGCCCCGACACGGUAUCACACAAUACCAAAACUGGAAUUGCAAGCUGCUGUAAUGGGCGUUCGAAUGAAAGAGGCCAUAUUAAAAAACCAUUUGUGCUGUGUUAAUAAUGUUUUCUUUUGGUCAGAUUCUUUUACGGUGAUACAGUGGAUUCGGUCAGAUCACCAAAAAUACAAGCAAUAUGUGGCAAAUCGUGUGGCUGAGAUAUUGGACUGCAGCAGCAUUGAACAAUGGAGGUGGUGCCCUGGUAACGAGAACACUGCAGACGAAGGAACUCGCUCAAAACUGUUCAAGCCAUAUGAACCCGAAGGACGUUGGAAAAAUGGACCAACGUUUUUGCUGAAGGCGGAAUCGUAUUGGCCGAGUGAGGUGCACAAUCAAACGAAAAAGGAUGAAAGUGGCUCAGAACUGCGAUCCAAGCACAGAGUUCUGGUGGCUCAGAAGGUAUGUUGGUGCAUUCCCCUCCUUGGGGAACUCCCUGUUUCACUCUGCGGUGUUUCGAUUUCUUACAUUCCACAAACGACUAGCGAGCACUGAAGGCCUCGUCCCUCAGGCGUCUUUGCUACUGGUGAGAGAAUGGUGUACGAAGGCUGAAACGGGCUAUGGCAUGGGUGUUCCGGUAUGUGCAAAACAUGAGGCGUAAAAUCAAAGGUGAGGCGUUGUUCUUGUGUGAUCUGUCCCUGGAAGAAGAAGAGAAUGCCGUGUCUUAUCUGUGCCGUCAUGUGCAACGUCAACAAUACGAAGACGAACUUGAGGACCUGAAAAAACAACACUCAGUGAGCCAAAGCAGCCAAUUAUUGUCGCUGAAUCCCUUUGUUGGCCAAGAUGGCUUAAUUCGUGCGUUUGGGAGAAUCCAAAAUGGUGCCUUUUUGAAUCUGGAAGCCAGGCAGCCCAUAAUUUUGCCGAAAAAUCAUCGGUUCACCAGGUUAUUGGUGGAAUUCUACCACAGAAAGUUCCUGCACAUCAACACUGCCACUGCUAUGAGCGAAAUACGUCAAAAGUACUGGGUGCCAUCACUGCGUCAACUAUUAAACAGCAUCCAGAGCCACUGUUCCGCCUGCAAACUUCGUCGAGCCAGGCCACUUCAACCCCAGAUGUCUGCCUUACCGAUGGAGAGGGUGACCUCAUACGAUCGAGCCUUCACAUACACAGGACUUGAUUAUUUUGGCCCAGUAAGUGUUGGAAUCCGCCGUCAACGUGAGAAAAGGUGGGUUGCUCUUUUUACCUGCUUUACAACCCGUGCCAUCCACCUGGAGAUUGCCACAGACCUAUCCAGCGAUGCUUGCCUGAUGUGUAUCCGCAACUUCAUUAAUAGAAGAGGUGUCCCUGUAUCCAUAAGAAGCGACAACGGGACCAAUUUUGUUGGCAUAGCAAAGGAAUUACAAGGUAUUGAUAUGUUUUUGGAUACUAAUAGUCUCUCUUCAGGUUUGACGGCACUGGGCAUCAAAUGGAUAUUCAACACUCCGUUGAAUCCAAGUGAAGGCGGCGUAUGGGAACGGCUUGUGCAGUCCGUGAAGAAGGCAUUGUACAUCAUGUUGAAGGAGCAGGCUCCAAAGCUCGAAACGCUCCAAUCGUUUCUAAUCGAAGCAGAGAACAUCAUCAAUUCGAGACCCUUGACUCAUCUACCUGUGACUCCCGAAGACCCGGAACCAUUGACCCCGAAUCAUUUUCUGCUUGGGUGCACUAAUUCAACCCAAACUCCGGCACCAUAUGAGCCCAGAUUGAUGUGUCUUCGAAAGCAGUGGCGUGUGGUGCAGAACUUAAAGAACGGCAUGUGGCAUCAAUGGCUGCAUGAAUAUCUUCCUGAGCUGACGAGAAGGACGAAAUGGUGUUUGCCAUCACAACCGUUGGACGUGGGCUGCGUUGUUUUUAUUUGUGACCUAGAUCUUCCAAGAAGCCAAUGGAAAAGAGGGCGUGUCAUCGAGCUCCAUCGCGGCAAAGAUGGUGUAGCACGUUCAGCCGAAGUGCGCACAGAUGUGGGUGUCUACCGCCGUCCUGUUUCCAAGUUGGCCAUACUAGACGUUGAAGACUCUGCUGGUGAAGGUGAAGCCUCCCCCUCUGGGUCAGUUCACGGGGGUGGGGAUGUCGUUUGAGGGGGAUGUCGUUUGUCGAGCAACCCUGCUCGACGGUAACCCUGUUGUUGCAAAAUGCUGGUGCAACUGUCAGCAAUGAAGUACAAUGGCUGAAAUAUCCCAAGCCAAUUUGCAACAUAUCUUCAUUUUGUUUAUUGUUUUUGUUUAUUUUUAAGCCAAUUUUUUUGUAUAAAUAGGCCCUUCUGGCAAAUACUUGUUUUUUUCUAUUCGUGAUACCAAAAAAACAUUGAAUAAACAACACAUUAACGUAAUCUCACACCUUAAACACACACACACACAUCAAAUGUACAACCCUUAUAUUUAAAAUACAAAACACAUAUCAAGCAAAAUAAAUAUAUCCAGCAGUGUCAUCAUUUCAAACAUAAA
Stomoxys calcitrans (stable fly) is the source of this 3722-nucleotide messenger RNA. RefSeq lists its product as uncharacterized. The transcript is spliced from 2 exons. Lineage: Eukaryota; Metazoa; Arthropoda; Insecta; Diptera; Muscidae. The record is from RefSeq and is a predicted model, not a curated record. Bases 1 to 678 code for a protein of 225 amino acids.